AGGCCUCUUUCUUCUACCCUGAAGGAUAUUCGGAGUUUUCAGUGCAACAAUCAGAGAGAUGGCAAGAAAUGAUUGGAUCAAUAGUUACCUGGAAGCUAUUCUUGAUGUUGGAACUAGCAACAAAAAGAGGUUUGAGAGUAACUCCAAGAUCGUCCAGAAGCUUGGAGAUAUGAAUAGGAAGGAUCAUCAAGACAAGGUGUUUGGAGAUAUGAAUAGCAAGGAUCAUCAUCAAGAGAAGGUGUUUAGUCCCAUCAAAUACUUUGUUGAAGAGGUUGUCAACAGUUUCGAUGAGUCUGACCUGUAUAAAACAUGGAUUAAGGUGAUAGCAACAAGGAAUACUCGUGAACGCAGUAACAGGCUUGAGAAUAUAUGCUGGCGUAUUUGGCAUCUCGCACGCAAGAAAAAGCAGAUUGUGUGGGAUGACGGGAUUAGACUUUCCAAACGGAGAAUUGAACGUGAACAAGGUCGCAAUGAUGCGGAAGAGGAUCUUCUUUCUGAGCUUUCUGAAGGAGAGAAGGAGAAGAAUGACGGAGAGAAGGAGAAGAGUGAAGUUGUUACAACUCUCGAACCACCCCGAGAUCACAUGCCCCGUAUCCGCUCUGAAAUGCAAAUUUGGUCCGAAGAUGAUAAAUCAAGUCGAAACCUUUAUAUUGUCCUAAUCAGUAUGCAUGGACUCGUGCGUGGAGAAAACAUGGAGCUUGGAAGAGACUCUGAUACUGGUGGACAGGUGAAAUAUGUUGUUGAGCUUGCUCGUGCCUUGGCCAACACUGAAGGUGUCCACAGGGUCGAUCUCUUAACGCGGCAGAUCAGUUCACCAGAGGUUGACUACAGCUACGGUGAGCCAGUUGAGAUGUUAUCAUGCCCUCCAGAAGGUAGCGAUAGCUGUGGCUCCUACAUUAUCCGCAUCCCCUGCGGUUCUCGGGACAAGUACAUACCAAAGGAGUCACUCUGGCCCCAUAUUCCCGAGUUUGUUGAUGGGGCGCUAAAUCACAUAGUGAGCAUAGCAAGGUCUCUGGGAGAGCAAGUGAAUGGAGGGAAACCAAUCUGGCCUUAUGUAAUUCAUGGCCACUAUGCUGAUGCAGGAGAAGUAGCUGCACAUUUGGCAGGAGCGUUAAAUGUGCCAAUGGUGCUAACUGGUCAUUCUUUGGGAAGGAAUAAGUUUGAGCAGUUGCUUCAACAAGGGAGAAUUACCAGAGAGGAUAUUGACAGAACAUAUAAGAUCAUGAGGAGGAUAGAGGCUGAAGAACAGAGCCUUGAUGCAGCCGAGAUGGUGGUGACAAGCACACGACAAGAGAUUGAGGCGCAGUGGGGGCUGUAUGAUGGUUUUGAUAUCAAGCUGGAGAGGAAGCUCAGGGUUAGACGACGGCGUGGAGUCAGCUGCCUUGGCCGAUACAUGCCACGAAUGGUGGUUAUACCGCCAGGCAUGGAUUUCAGCUACGUCUUGACACAGGAUUCACAGGUGCCUGAUGGUGAUCUUAAGUCACUAAUUGGCCCUGACCGAAACCAGAUAAAAAAGCCUGUGCCUCCAAUAUGGUCUGAGAUAAUGCGAUUUUUCUCAAAUCCUCAUAAACCAACAAUACUUGCGCUGUCUCGUCCUGACCACAAGAAAAAUGUCACCACAUUGGUCAAAGCUUUUGGUGAAUGUCAGCCUCUUCGAGAACUAGCCAACCUGGUACUUAUACUAGGUAACAGAGAUGACAUCGAAGAGAUGCCUAAUAGCAGCUCAGUUGUUCUCAUGAACGUACUAAAGCUGAUAGACCAGUACGACUUGUACGGCCAAGUAGCUUACCCCAAGCAUCACAAACAAUCUGAAGUUCCAGAUAUUUAUCGUUUAGCAGCCAAAACAAAGGGGGUCUUCAUUAAUCCAGCUCUUGUGGAGCCGUUUGGUCUCACGCUCAUUGAGGCAGCUGCUUAUGGUCUGCCCAUUGUUGCGACCAGAAAUGGAGGGCCUGUUGAUAUCGUGAAGGCACUAAAUAAUGGUCUCCUAGUCGACCCCCAUGAUCAACAAGCUAUUUCUGAUGCCCUUCUAAAGCUAGUUGCUAACAAACAUCUCUGGGCUGAGUGUAGAAAAAACGGACUCAAGAACAUUCACCGUUUUUCAUGGCCAGAGCACUGCCGUAACUAUCUAUCCCAUGUCGAACACUGCAGAAACCGUCACCCCACCAGUAGUCUCGACAUCAUGAAAGUUCCAGAAGAGCUCACAAGUGAUUCUCUAAUGGAUGUCGAUGACAUAUCUUUGAGAUUCUCCACAGAAGGAGAUUUCACGCUCAACGGGGAACUAGAUGCAGGUACUAGACAGAGGAAACUAGUUGAUGCCAUAAGUCAAAUGAAUUCUAUGAAAGGUCGCCCAUCUGUUAUCUACAGCCCUGGUAGAAGGCAGAUGCUCUUUGUGGUUGCUGUUGAUUCAUAUGAUGACAACGGAAACAUCAAAGCGAAUUUGGACGAUAUCAUCAAGGAUGUGAUGAAAGCUGCAGAUUUGACAUCGGGCAAAGGGAAAAUAGGUUUUGUGCUGGCAUCAGGUUCAAGCUUACAAGAAGUUGUGGAGAUCACGCAGAAAAACCUGAUUAAUUUGGAAGAUUUUGAUGCAAUAGUUUGCAACAGCGGAAGUGAAAUCUACUAUCCAUGGAGAGAUAUGAUGGUUGAUGCAGACUAUGAAACUCAUGUGGAAUACAAAUGGCCUGGUGAAAGUAUAAGGUCGGUUAUUCUGCGACUUGCAUGUACGGAACCUGCAACUGAGGAUGACAUCACAGAGUAUGCUAGUGCAUGCAGUACAAGAUGCUAUGCAAUUUCUGUGAAACAAGGAGUCAAGACUCGAAGAGUUGAUGACCUUAGGCAGAGGCUUCGUAUGCGAGGUUUAAGGUGCAACAUUGUCUAUACGCAUGCAGCAACAAGGCUAAAUGUUAUACCGCUAUGUGCAUCAAGAAUACAAGGACUCAGGUAUCUUUCUAUAAGGUGGGGAAUUGACAUGUCGAAGACUGUUUUCUUUUUGGGAGAAAAGGGAGACACGGACUAUGAGGACUUACUGGGUGGCCUCCAUAAAACCAUCAUUCUAAAAGGUGUAGUGGGAUCUGACAGUGAGAAGCUUCUUCGCAGUGAAGAAAACUUCAAAAGAGAAGACGCAGUUCCACAAGAGAGCCCUAACAUUUCCUAUGUGAAAGAGAAUGGUGGACCUCAGGAAAUUCUGUCCACUUUGGAGGCCUAUGGGAUCAAGUAAUUAUUUUCUAUUUCAGCUUAUUAUCUCAGAUCAUAUACUUCAAUGGGUUGGUAAACAGUGAUAAAUAACAAGACUACACACUCAUAUAUUGUAUACCGCAAUAAAAGAGUUGAGUAUUA
Arabidopsis arenosa is the source of this 3333-nucleotide messenger RNA. NCBI's taxonomy places the organism in Eukaryota, Viridiplantae, Streptophyta, Magnoliopsida, Brassicales, Brassicaceae. The record is from the annotation of a GenBank genome assembly.